Messenger RNA from Brassica napus (rape), 831 nucleotides. Its product is annotated as F-box/LRR-repeat protein At3g60040-like. Bases 1 to 831 code for a protein of 276 amino acids. The record is from RefSeq and is a predicted model, not a curated record. Gene Ontology annotation, molecular function: protein binding. Lineage: Eukaryota; Viridiplantae; Streptophyta; Magnoliopsida; Brassicales; Brassicaceae. The transcript has a single exon.
AUGGAAGUCAACGCUGGCUUGCGAGAUGCAAUAAGCUGGCUUCCUGACGAGGUCCUGGGAAAGAUCUUGUCCCUACUUCCGACCAAACAUGCUGCUUCAACAUCUGUUCUUGCUAAAAAGUGGAGACAUGUGUUUAGAUUAGUGCAUAAUCUUGAUUUUGAUGACUCUGUGUUGCUUCAACCAGAAGAGUGGCCUGUGAUCCGAGAGAGCUUCAGACACUUUGUGGACAGAACACUGGCUUUGCAACGUGGUUCUCCCAUCAAUAAGUUCUCUCUAAAGCUUCACAUUCACGAGAGCGGAGAGAUGGCCUAUUUGUCUGCCUGGAUAUGUAAUGCACUAGAGCGUGGUGUUUUGGAGAUGAGCCUAAGUCUAAAGAGGAAGCAUGAACUCUUUCUGCCCUCUGAGCUCUCAACGAGCAAGACUCUGGUUAAGCUGACACUGGGAACACAAAUAUAUCUCGACAAGUUCGAACCAGAUGCGUAUCUUCCAGCGCUUAAGAGCCUCGUCAUAGACUCUAUUGUUUUUGAUGGUGACGAUAUGUGUGAUGUGCUUCUAAGUGGUUGUCCUGUGCUGGAGGAGUUAUAUGUACAUCACGAAAAUUGUGAAGGAACCUCAUUCUGUAUAUGUAGUUCGAACAUCAAGAAGCUAUCAAUUUACUAUGACUUUGAGCUUUUAAGGGGUGGUAUGUCGUUUGACACCCCAAGUCUUGUGUCCCUCAACUACCGCGACUAUGCGUUAGAGGAGUACACAUAUGUGAACUUGGCUUCCCUAGUGGAAGCUAGGUGUUACAUGAUAUUUGAGAUAUCCGGUUAUGUUUUCAAUUUCAAAUAA